Molecule: messenger RNA, 1511 nt
Organism: Suillus clintonianus
Lineage: Eukaryota; Fungi; Basidiomycota; Agaricomycetes; Boletales; Suillaceae
Exons: 2
Coding region: 234-1385 (383 amino acids)
Source: RefSeq, a predicted model, not a curated record
UUCCCGCGAGACAUGAUUUCUACUUCCAUUCAUUAUAUUCACAGGAAUCGAUGGACCAGUACUAAUGGGCAAGGAUGGCGCUCGACCAAGAUGAAACACUCGCACCCAUGAGAGAGUGCGAGUGUCAAAAACACUUGGUCUUGUAUUGGCCCGCAUCCACAGUCCCUCCACACUUCUCGCCAACCCAACCCACCCUCCGAGCCAGUGCACGAUAAGAGUUUGGUCAAUUAGCCAUGGUCUCAAGUCGUCGCGCUCUCUACAUUUCCGAGAUUCUUUCAGAAAUUUCAUACCAGCUAGAGGAUGAUCGCAAGUCUCUUUCACGUCUUGCACGUUGUUGCAAAGCAUUCUCAGACCCAACUUUGGAUGUCCUGUGGAGGCGGAUGAGCCUUUUCUCCCCCUUCAUUCCCCUUUUACCCCCGAGAGUUUUGACGCUUUGGGUCGAAUACCAAUUCAGCGCAGAGAGUAUCGCGAACUUUCAAUGCCCCCCUAUACACGAGUGGAAGGCUUUUGACGCAUAUGCUAGGCGUGUGCGGGUGUUGUACAGCGGUGCCUCGCACUUCCUCGCAGGUGUGGCCACCAUCCGAACAAACUUCAACGUCUUCCCCUUCCUACGAUCCAUGUCGAUGCAGCUUCAGGAACCUAUACAACCCGGCAUUCGGGUGUUUCCAGAAACGCUGCAAACGCUGGAAAUUUCGGGCCCCGCUUACAUCAACUGUAAAGAUUCCUGUAUCCAGGCUGCUCUUGCACACGCGGCGCGCGAUGCACCUUUCCUGAAACAUCUCCACGUCGAAGACUACAGCUAUAACAGCGACCGUUUGGACACGACACCCCUUCAUUUCAAACACUUGCAAAGUGUCGAGAUAUCCGCAUUCAUCAGCUCAAAUGUCCUCAAAUCACUAUGUUGUGUUCUUUCGCAAUCACCCGUGAUCGAGCUCAAGAUAGAGCUCCCACCUACCAGCUGCAUAUGGGAUACCCCACAUUCCCUCUUUCCACAUCUGGAGAGGCUGGAUAUACACGGCACGCCCGCCCUUGCGGAAGCCUUCAUCACGAACGUUUCCAGUAUGUGUGUCCGCUCAUUGACCGUCAGGCACAGCCGUGGGCCCGCACGACUUGAAGACUGCAGCCGUCUAUUUUCUACCAUCGUGAACAAGUAUAGCACAUCGCUGCAAUCGCUAUCUCUCACGAUCAGCCGCUCACCAGUUCUCCACAACCACGAUGGCGUGGCGCAUGAUAUAAUGGAUGCGCUGUUCCCUUUGAUGCCGAGUUUCGAGCAUUUGGAGGAACUUCAUUUAUCAUUGCCCAGUGCUACUCAAGUCGAUGAUUACCCUUCCGUUGAAGCUUCUGGUUGGCCAACUUUGAGGCGGGUGGAGUUUAUGGCCACAUGAUGAUUUGCGGGAUGAUCGCGGGAGGCUUGGAAUUCAGUAGUGAAAUGGCUGGACCAUGUAGAUCACGUGUAUUUUAUUUGGGUAUGGAAUAUCGACAUUUAUACUCACAGGUCAGAAAUACUUUUG